AUGUCUCAAGUCUCCGGCAAGAAAGAAACUGUGAAAGGCAAGAUUGAGAAGACUUCUGGAGGAGUCAAGGUAAUGGGAUUGAAAGCAAGUUCCUCCGCUCAAUCCAAGAAGGUUGUUGGCAACAAGUCUCGUGCAUCCAUUGAGAAACAUCUUGACACCACUCUGCGAUUGAAAAUCUCUCCAGAUGUUUCUUCAUCCUCCAAAGACUCUGAUUCAGAGAGUGCAGACACCAAGGAAGUCUCUUCAGAAGAGUCGUCCAAAGCCCUUCCAACGGUUCUGGAGAUUUCUGAUGAUGACGACUUAGAUGAAGUUCCAUUGGCAAGUGUGGCUGAUAGAUUGCUGAAAAGAAAAAGGGUUCCUGUUGAAGAAACCCCUUCUGUUCAAAAGAAGAAAGUCAAUUCCACUCCUGUCUCUUACAAAUCAAGACAAGUAGAUGUGACAGUGAAAGGCAAGCAAAAGGCUGUGGAGUCUUCUGGCAAGAGAGUUAAGAAGACUACUGAGAAGAAGAAGAAAGUUUCCAGGGUGGACUUGGAAUCUGAUUCAGAUGUAGAAGCCGAUGUCCUGGACAUCACGGCUUCUGGGAAGAAGAAAUUCUCUGGUAAGCGUGUUCCUCAGGAUGUUCCCUCUGUUCCUCUUGAUAAUGUCUCCUUUCAUGCUGCUGAGAAUGCUCUCAAGUGGAAGUUUGUGUACCAGCGUCGAAUUGCAAAAGAGAGGGAAAUUGGUUUUGAUGUUUUGGAAUGCAAGGAGAUUAUUGCUCAUAUCACAAGGGCUGGUCUGAGAAAGACUGUUCUGGAUAUUGGAAGGAGUGUGGUUGAGUUUGUUGAAGAAGAGCUGUCUUUGGACAAUGUUGCUGAGGAAUUGACUGCAGGGAAGGUGAAGAAAUGGCCUUCUAAGAAGUUACUGUCUCCGGGGUUUUCAAGUGUGAAGUAUGCUAUUCUCAACAGGAUUGGAGUGGUAAAUUGGAUUCCCUCUAAUCAUACUUCUGGUGUCUCUGCUAUAUUAGCCAAACUCAUUUACCGCAUAGGGACUGAGAUACAUUUUGAUUUUGGCUCUUUUGUGUUUACUCAAACCCUGAAGCAUGCUGAGACUUGUGCAGUGAAGCUUCCUGUCUCUUUUCCAUCACUUCUGACUACUAUCAUACUGAAACAACAUCCUCAUGUUCUUGGUGUGAAUGAUGUGUCCUUUCCCAGGGGAAAUCCUAUUACCUUGGAUCAUCACUUAUUCUUGGAACCUCAUGUCCUGGACAUUGAUCUGCCAUCCAAUAGGACAUCUGUGCCUGUUUCUAUGUCAGCUUCUGGAACAAAGAGUGUUCUUUCUGAAUUGGAAGAUAUUUCUAAGGAAUUGCAAGAAACCAUCAGGGCUGCUGCUGCAAGGAAGCUUAAGGUGGAUGCGUUGAUUCAAAGUCUCAAGGAGGAAGCUGGUCAAGAGGGUGAGUUUGCAGCUGCUGCUGAGAAGGAAGGAUCUGCAGAUAAUGAAGAGGAGCACUCUUCUUCUUCUGAUGUUUAG
Molecule: messenger RNA, 1506 nt
Organism: Lotus japonicus
Lineage: Eukaryota; Viridiplantae; Streptophyta; Magnoliopsida; Fabales; Fabaceae
Exons: 3
Coding region: 1-1506 (501 amino acids)
Source: RefSeq, a predicted model, not a curated record